GUCUCAGUUUUGGAUGGACUUGUUUGGAGACCUAAGAGACUCUGGAAACUUAAAUGGAAGCCACGAACACCAAUGCUUGCUGAGAUUCUGCUUCAGAGGGGUUCUACAGAAAGACCUGGAUGAAUGCAAAGACCUCUGGAACAAACACAGGAUCCGGCCAAGCAGACUUGCAUCGUGUCCAGGGGGGAUUCCAAACGAACUCUCUCUUGCCUCACAGAUAUGGUUCAAGAGACUGUGGAUUUGCUGUUGA
Molecule: messenger RNA, 250 nt
Organism: Haplochromis burtoni (Burton's mouthbrooder)
Lineage: Eukaryota; Metazoa; Chordata; Actinopteri; Cichliformes; Cichlidae
Source: RefSeq, a predicted model, not a curated record